AUGAACCACUACUCGAUGUAUACAUCUCUUAAAGACUUCAUCUCGUCUCCGAGCAACUCCUCCGUCAAGUUGUCGUCUUCAACGGUAACAGCUUUCAUGUGUUAUCCACUGUCGGAGAUAUAUCGAUUCGCGAUCCUUUUGGUUUUAUCUACAGGCGACGGAGUCGGCUUCGUCGGAGGACUCGGCUAG
Eruca vesicaria subsp. sativa (arugula) is the source of this 189-nucleotide messenger RNA. Lineage: Eukaryota; Viridiplantae; Streptophyta; Magnoliopsida; Brassicales; Brassicaceae. The record is from the annotation of a GenBank genome assembly.